UGAAGUCCCAUCCAAAUUUGCAUCAUCGUCUUGUUCUUCUCUUGUCUGCAACUUCAAGCUCGGUAGCAAAGAGUUCAUUGUCCAAAAGACGACGUUUUCUUCCAAACAAACAACUAGCGGCGCCUCUUUGAUCAAAUUCACCCCGUCUCAUUGGGGGGCAAGGUCACAUUAACUUACCCCGUAUUCUUGACAUCGCAUCGCAUCGUCGGUUUUCCUCUCGGUCGCCGCCACAGAAACCGGCUACUUCCUCGGCUGUCAGUGUAAAAGACCCCAGGCACCUUCCUCAACCCGACCCUCCGAUCUCCACCUCCGAACCCCAAGGUCCAAGACCCAAACCAACCGCCCCUCCCCGCGCUUGUUUUGUUGCUGCAGUCGCAGUUGCAGUUCGGAUACAGCAUCCCCAAAGGAAGGACCUUCCCUAGCUCAAGUCAAGUCCAGCCCAGUCAAUCUCCCGGCGACGAUUCCCGAGUCCGUUUCCCGUUCUCGUGCCGUGACCCUUUUUAAACUCUUUUAUAAACCUCCACCCUCUUCUUUUUCUUCUCUUUUUCUGCCCAUCAUGCCCGUCGCUGCUCUCGCCUCUUCCGUCCCGCGAUCUCUAUUCUCCUCUUCGCUGCGCCGUGUCGCUUAUACUUCCACCACUAUCCGCCCUGUUCGCGCUUCAUUCGGUGCUAUCCAAACCAUCUCCCCAUUUGCAGUCCGCACAAUGGCUUCCUCCACUCAGAAGAUCAAGGUCAAGAACCCCGUCGUCGAACUCGACGGUGAUGAGAUGACCCGCAUCAUCUGGCAGGUCAUCAAGGACAAGUUCAUCCACCCCUACCUCGACAUCGACCUCAAGUACUAUGAUCUCGGUCUUGAGUACCGUGAUGAGACCAACGACCAGGUCACCAUUGAUGCCGCCGAGGCCAUCAAGAAGUACUCUGUCGGUGUCAAGUGUGCUACCAUCACUCCCGAUGAGGCUCGUGUUGAGGAGUUCAAGCUGAAGAAGAUGUGGCUUUCUCCCAACGGCACCAUCCGAAACGCUCUUGGCGGUACCGUCUUCCGUGAGCCCAUUGUUAUCCCCCGUAUCCCCCGUCUGGUUCCUGGCUGGAAGAAGCCCAUCAUCAUUGGCCGUCACGCCUUUGGUGACCAGUACCGCGCCAAGGAUGCUGUCCUGCCCGGUCCCGGUAAGCUCUCCAUGGUCUACACCCCCGAGGGUGGCCAGCCCGAGGAGAUUGAGGUCUUCCAGUUCAAGGAGGGUGGUGGUGUUGCCCAGACUCAGUACAACACCGACGAGUCCAUCACUGGAUUCGCUCACGCUUCUUUCAAGCUCGCCAUUGACAAGGAGCUCCCUCUCUACAUGAGCACCAAGAACACCAUCCUCAAGAAGUACGAUGGUCGCUUCAAGGACAUCUUCCAGGAGAUCUACGAAACCACCUACAAGAAGGAGUUCGAGGCCAAGAAGAUCUGGUACGAGCACCGUCUCAUUGACGACAUGGUCGCCCAGAUGAUCAAGAGCUCCGGUGGUUACAUCAUGGCUCUCAAGAACUACGAUGGUGAUGUCCAGUCUGACAUUGUCGCCCAGGGCUUCGGCUCUCUCGGUCUCAUGACCUCUGUCCUCAUCACACCCGAUGGCAAGACCUUCGAGUCUGAGGCUGCCCACGGCACCGUCACUCGCCACUACCGUGAGCACCAGAAGGGUAACGAGACCUCCACCAACCCCAUUGCUUCCAUCUUCGCCUGGACCCGUGGUCUCAUCCAGCGUGGUAAGCUCGACGACACCCCCGAUGUCGUUGCCUUCGCCGAGGGCCUUGAGCAGGCUUGCAUUGACACCGUCGACAUUGACGGUAUCAUGACCAAGGAUCUUGCCCUUGCCACUGGCAAGUCUGAGCGCAAGGACUAUGCCACCACCAACGAGUACCUUGAUGCUGUUGAGCGCCGCCUCAAGAAGACUCUCAAGGAGAAGCUGUAAAUGUCUUUGCAAUGAUUCUCAGACUCCCCCUAAUCACUCAAAACCUUCCGCUCCCGCCUUCUGGUCUCUUGUAACGACAAGAGCACACUCUCUUUCAUGAACUCAUCAAGCAUCGGCGUCGGAUUUGUUGUCAUCAUCUGAAUAGCAUCUCACUCCAGUCUUGAAAACCACAAGAACCUCACCUCUUGUGGCCUCUUGACCACUCGUCUUCUCAACAGAAAAGAAGAUGGCGUUGUCAAGUGCAUUCAUGCACAGGAACUCGCUGCAAGGUCACAUGCAGCGGGCUAACGAUUUAUGAAGAACGUUCCUCCAUCGUCAUCGUGGUUGGAUAGGAUGUUGGGCUUCUGAAUAUGUAAAGGCAAAGAUAUGAGAGAGGAGGUUAGCAUGAUACAUCCUGCAUAGCUGAGGAGUAGAUGCUAUGUAGAUAGAAAGCUUCUUGCUCUUAGCACAUUAGACAUAACGGGAUACCCAGCCCUGCUUUAUAGUUUUCCACACCUCA
Messenger RNA from Fusarium graminearum PH-1, 2447 nucleotides. RefSeq lists its product as uncharacterized. The coding region runs from base 557 to 1948 and encodes 463 amino acids. Gene Ontology annotation, molecular function: NAD binding; isocitrate dehydrogenase (NADP+) activity; magnesium ion binding. The record is from RefSeq and is a predicted model, not a curated record. Gene Ontology annotation, cellular component: mitochondrion. Gene Ontology annotation, biological process: isocitrate metabolic process. Lineage: Eukaryota; Fungi; Ascomycota; Sordariomycetes; Hypocreales; Nectriaceae. The transcript is spliced from 4 exons.